This is a messenger RNA of Neocloeon triangulifer, 1908 nucleotides long. RefSeq names its product tRNA-dihydrouridine(47) synthase [NAD(P)(+)]-like (gene Dus3). Lineage: Eukaryota; Metazoa; Arthropoda; Insecta; Ephemeroptera; Baetidae. The record is from RefSeq and is a predicted model, not a curated record. Gene Ontology annotation, biological process: tRNA processing. The transcript is spliced from 8 exons. Gene Ontology annotation, molecular function: metal ion binding; tRNA dihydrouridine synthase activity; RNA binding. The coding region runs from base 123 to 1853 and encodes 576 amino acids.
ACCGCAGCUCCGUAAAAGAUUGUAAACAAACACACGUGUGGAGGUUAUUAGUCACAGCGAAAUUAUUUAAUUUUAUUGUAGCACCCAUAAACGAGAAUUUGGAUCGAAUUUUACAAAUUAAAAUGGCUUCCGAGUCGGUCGGCGAGAAUCAGAUAAUUAGUCUUGAAUCUGCGAACUACGACAAGGGCGUGGCCAAAAUCAAAGCAGAAUUCGUUUUGCCGAAUGCGAAGAAGGAGGAAGCGGACGGCGAACCUGAGAGCAAGAAGCCGAGGAAGGUGAAAGGGCGCCAGAGAGGUCAGAACAAGGCGAGGGGCGUACCCUGGCGCGCCGACCCUCGCAAGCAGGUGUGCGUGUCGCUGGUGGACGUGCGGGAGGGCGAGGCGUGGCCCUCGCAAGGGUGCGGCCGGCACCAGUGUCCGGCCGUGCACGACGCGGCCGCCUUCCUGGCCGCCAAGCCGGCCGACCUGGGCGCCAGGUGCCACCUGUUCGAGACCCUGGGCCGGUGUCCGCGCGGCCUGGCGUGUCGCUUCGGCUCGCACCACCUCACGCCCGAGGGCUUCAACAGGGUCGACCCGCGCCUCUACGACCCUGAGCGACCCCCCUCCACCUCCAACCAGCUCGACAAGGACGUGCAGAACGACCUGCGCAAGCACAAGUACGACUUCGGCGAGAGCGAGCAGGCCUGCCAGCAGGCCAAGGCUGACCAAAGUGCUCAGCAAAAAGAAGGGUCUGAAAAAAGUCUCGGGCCUGUCAGCGACGCAGACCUGAUCACAUUAAAACCUGAAGAAAAACCAAAGAUUGACUGGCGUGACAAGCUGUACCUUUCGCCGCUGACCACCCUGGGCAACCUGCCCUACCGGCGCAUCUGCAAACAGUUCGGGGCGGACGUGACCUGCGGCGAGAUGGCGGUGGCCACGUCCAUCCUGCAGGGCCUGCCUCAGGAGUGGGCGUUGGUGCGCAGACACGAGUCCGAGGACCUGUUCGGGGCGCAGGUCUGCGGCAACAACCCCCUCGUCAUGGCCAAGUGCGCCCAGGUGCUCGCCGAGCAGACCGACUUGGACUUUGUCGACAUCAACAUGGGCUGCCCCAUCGACCUGAUUUACCAGCAGGGCGCCGGCAGCGCCCUCCUCAGGCGCCACAACGUCCUGCAGCAAAUGGUCAAGGCCAUGGCCAAGGUCGCGCCCAUCCCCGUCACCAUCAAGACCAGGACGGGCGUUUACUCGGACAAAAGGGUCGCCCACUCGCUCAUCCCCAAGCUCAAGACCUGGGGCGUGUCGCUCAUCACGCUCCACGGCAGAUCUCGAGAGCAGCGGUACACAAAGUCCGCGGACUGGGAGUACAUCGACGAGUGCGCCGGACUGGCCGCCCCGAUUCCCCUCUUCGGCAACGGGGACAUUCUCUCCUUCGAGGACUACAACGCCAAGAGGCAGCUGGGCAAAAACAUCUCAGGUGUGAUGAUCGGCCGAGGCGCGCUGAUCAAGCCGUGGAUCUUCACCGAAAUCAAGGAGCAGAGAAACUGGGACAUUUCCUCCCAAGAAAGACUGCAGAUUCUCAAGGACUACACAAACUUCGGCUUGGAACACUGGGGCAGUGAUGACAAAGGCGUGGAGAACACGCGGCGCUUCCUGCUCGAGUGGCUGAGUUUCUUGUACCGGUACAUCCCGGUGGGCGUUUUGGAGCGGCCGCCGCAGAACAUCAACGAACGGCCGCCCCUGUACCGCGGCCGCGACGACCUCGAGACCCUCAUGGCCAGUCCCAACUGCGCUGACUGGGUCAAGAUCAGCGAAAUGCUCUUGGGUCCACUUCCGGACGGAUUCCAGUUUGUCCCGAAACACAAAGCCAACGCCUGGUAGCCGCGGCAAAAACCAAUAAAAUAGUCACAAUCUCACCUCAAAAAGUUUAUUAAUU